Brassica oleracea var. oleracea is the source of this 561-nucleotide messenger RNA. RefSeq lists its product as uncharacterized. The record is from RefSeq and is a predicted model, not a curated record. Bases 70 to 537 code for a protein of 155 amino acids. NCBI's taxonomy places the organism in Eukaryota, Viridiplantae, Streptophyta, Magnoliopsida, Brassicales, Brassicaceae. The transcript has 3 exons.
CUAAAUUAAAACCCCUCCCUGUCUAACACUACUCGUAGAUCGAUACACAACAGAGAGUACGUACUUAACAUGGAUUCGAAAGAAAAAGAAGACCAUGUCAAAAGUCUGAUCACGAGUAGAGAGAUGCUCUUGAAGCUUCAGCAGAACAUUGAGACAGCCACUUGUGGACCAUCCGCUUCCACUUCAGCUGAUCUUCAAAACCUCUCUAAUGAAAUUCAAAAACAUCUCAUGAAGACUGCAGCCACUGCCCAGGAUCCGAAUAAGCCUGAUCCGAGUAAAGCCACCUCGCAUAUAAAAGAUGACUUUUUUGCAGAGCUUGACAAGGUGUUUACAGUUGAGGAAGUUGGACACAAGUGCGACUUAUGCGGGAGAGAUCUAGCCUCGGAUCCAGAACGGCCUAAUGCUUCUUUGCGCAGCUUACAAGAGGCGUGCGUGCUGGAUUGUGGUCAUGUAUACCACUUCAAGUGUUUAAAAGGCACCACUCUUGAUCUUGACAACCGUUCUACUAACCCUUCUUGCAUUUUCUGCGUCAGCUAGUCCAACUGAAUCAACCAUCAAUGU